This is a messenger RNA of Fulmarus glacialis (Northern fulmar), 654 nucleotides long. Its product is annotated as protein FAM196A-like. Gene Ontology annotation, cellular component: postsynaptic density. The transcript is spliced from 3 exons. Lineage: Eukaryota; Metazoa; Chordata; Aves; Procellariiformes; Procellariidae. The record is from RefSeq and is a predicted model, not a curated record. The annotation marks the transcript as partial. Gene Ontology annotation, biological process: inhibitory postsynaptic potential.
AACGCCUCGCAGCCCGGCCUGCCAGAUCUCACGGCCGAGACCGACUGGUCACCGUGCCCGACAGCUGAGGAGGACAAAAAGAGGACAGUGCACCUGAACGGUGUUCAGCCCCAGGCAGGAGAUGCGCGAGCCUGCUCGUCACGGGUGCAGUGCCAAGCCACCGAAUGUAACGAACAGACCCUUCAGAUCAACGUUUCGCCUAUGGAGGAGAACCAGCCUUGCCAGACGGCCGUCGCGGUGAGCGAGGAAUGCCAACAAAUCGUGCCUCACACGGAAGUUGUGGACUUGAAAGCGCAGCUUCAGAUGAUGGAAAAUUUGAUCAGCUCUAGUCAGGAAACCAUAAAAGUGUUGUUGGGUGUUAUACAGGAGCUAGAGAAAGGAGAAGCUCACAGAGAAGGGCUUUCAUAUCGGACUGGUCAAGACACGGCUAAUUGCGACACAUGCAGGAACAGUGCAUGUAUUAUCUAUAGUGUGGAAUUGGAUUUUAAGCAGCAAGAAGAUAAACUACAGCCAGUUUUGAGAAAACUUCAUCCUAUUGAGGAAACUCAGGUUGCACCUUUGCCUUAUUCUCAGGAGAGCUACUCCUCCACUCCCAAGCAAAAAUCCAAAACUGAAUCAAAAAAGCAUGGAAGAUGGAAACUCUGGUUCCUUUAA